Messenger RNA from Schizophyllum commune H4-8, 1041 nucleotides. RefSeq lists its product as uncharacterized. Gene Ontology annotation, cellular component: endoplasmic reticulum membrane. The transcript is spliced from 3 exons. The record is from RefSeq and is a predicted model, not a curated record. Lineage: Eukaryota; Fungi; Basidiomycota; Agaricomycetes; Agaricales; Schizophyllaceae. The coding region runs from base 1 to 1041 and encodes 346 amino acids. Gene Ontology annotation, biological process: protein folding.
AUGCCAGUCCAAUUUGGCAAGUUCAACGCCAUCUGUGAGACGGCGGCGCUCGUUAUCUGCCCCCUCGUUGGAACCGACCAGGGCGUCGAGCCCAGCUGCUACAGCAGAAAUGUCGAUGUCGGCGGAACGCUCAUUUUCCAGCCUUCAACAUGCUUCGUGCAUAUCGUCGCAAUAAUCAUGACUGCGAUUAUGAUCUACCACAUCCGCUCAAAGUACACCGCGGUCGGCCGCAAGGAGAUCGUGAUGUUCUUCUGGAUGUAUGCGGCCAUCGAGCUGCUCGCCAUCUUCCUCGACUCUGGCAUCAUUCCCACCGCAAACGCCGUCUACCCCUGGUUUGCAGCAAUAUACACGGGGCUGGUAGCCUCCGCAUACUGCUGCAUCCUCAUCAACGGCUUCGUCGGCUUCCAGUUCGCGGAGGACGGGACACCGCUGUCGCUGUGGGGCCUGCGUGGUGCCUGCUUCGUCCUCUGGGCCCUCGGCUUCUUCCUCGCCAUCGCGACGUUCAAGAACGUAGCCGGCAUGAGCCCGACGUCGACGCUGCCGCUGUUCAUCAUCUACAUCGUCUGGCCCGUGGUAUGCGUGGCGAUCUACAUCGUCUCCCAGCUUAUCCUCGUAUUCCGUACACUCGAUGACCGCUGGCCGAUCGGCGACAUCAUCUUCGGCACGGGCUUCUGGGUGCUCGCGCAGGUUCUGCUGUUCGCCUUCAGCGUUACCAUUUGCGACGCCAUCAAGCACUACAUCGACGGCUUGUUCUUCUUCACCCUGUGCAUGCUUCUUAGCGUCAUGAUGGUGUACAAGUACUGGGAUAGUAUUACGCGCGAGGACCUCGAGUUCUCGGUCGGAUCAAAGGCGGCUGUUUGGGAAGUCAAGGAUCCGCUGCUCGCUGGCUCGUACACAGACGAGGACGCAUCCAGCAACUACCAUGCGCCGUCACAACAGUACGGCUAUGGCGGUGGAACGCCUAGUCUUGUCGGCGGUGUCAGCGGCAAGCAGCUGUAUGGCAAUGCAAGGGGUUACCCGCCAAGCUCGGACAGAUAUUAG